GUAAAAUGUAGUCGACACAGCGCUUACAGCUGGGUUCGCUAGCACUUUUAGCCUCUUGUUUGUAGGGAAAAAUUGUAUAUAUUUAUCGAGUCUAUAACAAAGAUAGAAAUGUCAGAAGCCAUCCAGAAAAAACUUAAGAGUGAAGUACAGAAAUAUGCGCAGAUACAGAAAGAUGUUAGUAACAGCAUGACGUGUAGACAGAAGCUGGAGAAGCAGCUGACUGAGAACAACAUCGUCAAAGAGGAGCUGGAUCUGCUGGACAGCACAAACACGGUUUAUAAGCUUAUUGGUCCUGUUCUGGUGAAGCAAGACGUGGACGAAGCCAAAGCCACGGUGGCAAAAAGACUCGAGUAUAUUAAUGGAGAGAUUCAAAGGUACGAGGCGGCCCUGAAGGACCUGGAACAGCAGUCUGAGCAGCAGCGAGAAGUCUUGUCCAGUUUACAGCAGGACUAUCAGAAAGCUCAGGGUGCAAUGUUGGGCAAAAUCUGACCGUCUGAAGUUGCAUGUCUGAUCUCUCACUGUUCUCUCUCUCUCACUCUCACACACACACACACACACACACACACUGUCACAGUACAAGUGGUGUAUUUCCUCACACCAUGCUGGAAACAGAUACUGAAUUCAUCCGUCUUGUGUUUUGACCGCUAACGUGUAAUUGCUGCGUCUUUCUUUCACAAAUCAUAAUAAAAAUGUUUUCAUGAAAGGUCAUAUUCUCUUCUUUAGUUUCACAGUGCAUUAUGGGAGCAGUGUUUGCCUCCAACUUAAAGAUCUGCUAAUGUAUACACAUGAAGGACUGAUGUGACUUUCACAUCAAAAC
Messenger RNA from Thalassophryne amazonica, 817 nucleotides. It is a transcript of the gene pfdn6, whose product is annotated as prefoldin subunit 6. The coding region runs from base 109 to 489 and encodes 126 amino acids. The record is from RefSeq and is a predicted model, not a curated record. Gene Ontology annotation, cellular component: cytoplasm; prefoldin complex. The transcript has 4 exons. Lineage: Eukaryota; Metazoa; Chordata; Actinopteri; Batrachoidiformes; Batrachoididae. Gene Ontology annotation, molecular function: protein-folding chaperone binding. Gene Ontology annotation, biological process: protein folding; chaperone-mediated protein complex assembly.